Messenger RNA from Anoplophora glabripennis (Asian longhorned beetle), 945 nucleotides. RefSeq names its product titin-like. The transcript is spliced from 4 exons. The record is from RefSeq and is a predicted model, not a curated record. The coding region runs from base 224 to 859 and encodes 211 amino acids. Gene Ontology annotation, molecular function: protein binding. NCBI's taxonomy places the organism in Eukaryota, Metazoa, Arthropoda, Insecta, Coleoptera, Cerambycidae.
UGAGAUUUUAGUUGGCAACAUUUCCACGCGAGAUUCGCACUUGAACUCUUCAUUAGCAGUGAAACUCGUUCCUCAAAUACACGCGAAUCGAUGGUUAGGGAAACGCUUUUUACUAACGUUAUCAACGCUUCUUAUUUUGUUGUUGGUGUUGUUACAGUGGCCUCGCGGUCGUGUACACUUUAAAAUGUAAUUUUUACGGUGGUCCUCGGGUGCUACCAGCACAAUGAGAACAAUAAUUUAUUGGUUGCUACUUAUUCCUACUAGUUUACCGUUUGCUAUCAAUCACAAUGAUAUCCCCAGAAGAGUUUUUGAUGUGACGGCUACCCCGACCGAGCAGAUUUUCGUGAAGGCUUAUCACAACCAGUCCUUGCCUUGUCCAGGUGCCAACGAGCAAUCGCUAGUGUACGCCCUCGAAUGGUUCUCUUUGUCGCAAAACAAAGUGAUUUUAGAUUACUCGAAAAGUUCUCUAACCGUGUACACUGAACAACACCGUAUAUCAUUAGCUAAGGACUACGGGAUGACCAUCCAUCCAGUCCUAGCAUCUGACACGGGGGAUUACAUCUGCCUCAUCAACAACCGUCUACAACCGGAUGGAGUCGUCCAACUGAGAGUCUUAGACGUUCCGGAUCCUCCUGGCCGCCCUCUUAUUGUCAGUUUCACUUCACGUACCGCGGACUUAUCAUGGGCGUCACCACAGAACAAUCAUUACAGUGCAAUCAAGUAUUACAUCAUUCAUAGCCGUCUGGCCGUGUUAGCAGAAGAAGGGAUAUCAGCGAGCCUCGACGACUUGUCUGCCCGGAUCCGGAGAAAUACUCUUGGUUGCGCUGGCCUGGUGGAUAAUCAUAUCUCUUUAAACUAAUUUCAUAUUCAAUUAUUAUUGCUUGUAUUGUUUUCUGAGUUAUUGUGAAUAUUGUGAAUUAAUUAUUAAAUCUCAUAAUUUGUAAA